Messenger RNA from Bombina bombina (fire-bellied toad), 1473 nucleotides. Its product is annotated as cytochrome b-245 light chain. The transcript has 6 exons. Gene Ontology annotation, cellular component: NADPH oxidase complex. The coding region runs from base 75 to 641 and encodes 188 amino acids. The record is from RefSeq and is a predicted model, not a curated record. Gene Ontology annotation, biological process: superoxide anion generation. Gene Ontology annotation, molecular function: heme binding. NCBI's taxonomy places the organism in Eukaryota, Metazoa, Chordata, Amphibia, Anura, Bombinatoridae.
CAGGAAGUGGCUGAAAGUUAUCAGACGUUCUCUGCAAGUGCAAGCAAGUGUGUCGUCCUCACGCCUGCCUUAAAAUGGGCCAAAUAGAAUGGGCAAUGUGGGCCAAUGAACAGGCGCUGGCAUCUGGACUUAUUCUUCUCACCGGUGGUAUUGUAGCAGUUGCUGGGCAAUUUAAAGGCUGGGAAUUUGGAGCCUAUGGAAUUGCUGCUGGAGUCUUUGUUUGUCUGCUGGAGUACCCACGAAGCAAGCGCAAGAAGGGUUCCACAAUGGAGAGAUGUGGCCAGUCAUGCAUGUCAACUGUUCUUAAAGCAUUUGGUCCCCUGACACGUAAUUACUAUGUCCGCGCUAUCCUCCAUGCAGCCCUAGCCGUACCUGGAGGUUUUAUCUUAUCCACAAUAUUGGGCACUGUGUGUCUAGGCAUUGCCAGCAUUAUAUACUUCUUGGCUGCUAUACGUGGUGAGGAAUGGCGUCCCAUUGAAAUGAAACCAGAAAAGAAAUUAAAAAUUGCAGAGACCAUCAAACGCCCUCCUGAGAACCCUCCUCCCCGUCCACCACCAGAAGUGAGAAGGAAGCAAGUUGAUGAAGUUUCUUUGGGAGGAGGCCAUGUAAACCCCAUUGUUGUUACUGAUGAUGCAGUAUAAUAUUGUCAUUAACACAUUGUUGGAGACAGAUAUAUCUUCCUCUUCCAUUCACUUGGGCUUUCUUUUUUUAAAGCCUUUUUUUAAUGGACUUUUUUGGCUACACCAACACUGCUUUACUAUGGUGCCUUGUUCGUCUUUAGAAAUACAAAGACUAGGGGUAAGAGUUUGUGAAAUUCAUCACUCUCUUACUCAGCAACUCAGUUCAGUGUGGUUGGGCCAUAGAGUCAAAACAAAUCAUGAACUCAAUAUUUAAAGUUUAAGAACAAGAUAUUUGAUCUCACUUCCUUAUUCAUAUUUUGCAAAACUAAGAGAUAGCGCUGAAGACUGUUUGCUAUAUGUUACUUGGUAAGCUACUAGAUGUAAUGUAUUGUGUUAACUAUAUUGUGGUUUAACUGGAGAAGAUGACAGCCACCCCUUGGUGUAAAAUAAAACAAAUGCAGAUGUACCUAAAUUGAAAUGUUUAUAUUUCACUAGCUAAAAAAUAUCCACCUGUAAUAUGGACAGGCAGAUGAUGCAUAUUACUAUCACCAUAAACUGUCAUUGAUCAGAGAUUAUUGCUUCUGUGAAAUAAUAGGUUUGGUCAUUUCAGAAUUCCUGCAAACCUUUCCACAGGGGGCCUCAUUCAAGUGCAAUAUGUCCGUUGGCUCCUUACUCUGGCUCUGUCUUAUUAUGAUGUCUCCCUUUUUCCUACCUAUAUGCAAAUCACAAUAUCACUGUAUAUGAACCACAAAUCACUGGAUACAUAGACUUAGUAGCUGCUUAUUACUGCCUGCUUUCUGUUCAUGCAAAGGUAUGACACUGCUGCUUUUAUAAUAAAUGUUUAUAUAUAGUC